AUGUUGUGGCCCUUCAGGCAUGGAAUUUCUGGAGGGAUUUUCCAACAAGGAGCCCUGACAAAGCCAACGUUUUUCAACUCACUGCUUGGACAUCCUGUAUUUCAGAACUUACACAUAAAAGUUGGAGACAAAGCUGAACUCAGCAAAGCUUUUACACAGAAUGAUGUAGUUACUUUUUCUUAUUUAACAGGUGACACAAAUCCUUUGCAUUUAAAUGAAGAGUUUGCAAAGAAAUCUAGGUUUGGGAGAACUGUGGUCCAUGGAGUUCUGAUCAAUGGACUUAUUUCUGCAGUUCUGGGUACCAAAAUGCCUGGUCAAGGAUGUAUAUUUCUUUCCCAGGAGAUUCGUUUUCCAGCUCCUUUGUAUGUUGGUGAAGAAGUCACAGCUGCAGCAGAAGUGAAACGACUGAAGGGUUCUGUUGCACACAUUUCUGUAUCAUGUCAGGUCAGAGAAAGUGGGAAAACUGUUAUGGAAGGGAUGGUGAAAGUCAUGGUGCCAGAGGGUUAGAGCUGUUCAUCAUGUUUGGUUUGGAGUCUCUUUUUAUGUGACAUCACUAAAACCAGUAAAUUUGCAAUAAAAGCCUUUCAGAAUGUCUGAAAGUGCACAAACUUAACCUUACUAGAAUUGCAUUAAAAUUAGAGCUUUUCCUUUUUAUACCGUGAUGGGUUUCUCUGCCAAGGUGAACCAGGCACUUGCUGUGACAAAGUGGCACGUUCAGACAAGCCUUUGUGCUGCCACAGUGGGAAGUUUGGACUGGUGGGGCUCACACUGAGGCUGUUCUUUCUGGUAGAAUUGCAGUCCACACCAGCAAAGUUCAGUUGAAACUUGUUCCUUCUGUACAAAGCAGCUGUGUUUGCCAGCAAGCACCAGGGCAGGGGACAGUGCUGUGGUGAAGAGUGGAGCAGAAGAGGAGGUGCUGACACACAUGUACUGCAAGAUGUGUUGUAAUCUGCAUGGCAGCUCCAGCUGGUGUUUCUUCUGAAACUUGCCUCCACAAAGAGAGUGAAGGAGGCUUAAAAAUAUAUAUAUAUUGUCACAACUUG
Messenger RNA from Onychostruthus taczanowskii (white-rumped snowfinch), 1043 nucleotides. RefSeq names its product hydroxyacyl-thioester dehydratase type 2 (gene HTD2). Bases 1 to 507 code for a protein of 168 amino acids. The record is from RefSeq and is a predicted model, not a curated record. Lineage: Eukaryota; Metazoa; Chordata; Aves; Passeriformes; Passeridae. The transcript has a single exon.